Messenger RNA from Dimorphilus gyrociliatus, 307 nucleotides. The record is from the annotation of a GenBank genome assembly. Lineage: Eukaryota; Metazoa; Annelida; Polychaeta; Dinophilidae.
AAUGGAGGGAGAAAUUAAUCCCACUUUUGAUGAUGAACAACUUGACUCAUUUCAUGUUGAAGAGACUAAUAAGAUAGAGAAUAAUAGCUUGGAAGCUCUAGAUUCUAAGAAAGAACUUGAUAAAGAAAUUAAUCGGGAACCAUUAAAAUUAUGCAAAUUCUUAAUGAAUCAACCAAAGUUAACUUUUGGAAUUACCCUUUGCUCUCAUAUUUGCUUAACAGUAGUCACUGUUGGUCUAUUCUUAGGAGGAAUUGAUAUAUUUCCAAUUGUAUUUGAUAGAAUUCCAUUGGGACUUUCCAAAAGAUGA